CUCGGAUUCAACAUGGCGGUACGACUGCAUCAACUCUCGUGUAAAGUUUUUACAUUUCGUGCCAUCUAUUUAGGCUUAAAUAGGGCUUCUUUCUGCUCUGCACAGGGUGGUAGUUUAUUGAUCAAGGAGGAAAAGUACGCCUGGCUGAAAGAUCUCGGUCUGAAAGCCGAAAAUGAUGGUGUUUUCAACGGCACGUGGAGCGCAAGAGGAGAGAUGGUGACGUCUAUUUGUCCUUCAAAUGGACGGGCAAUUGCAAGAGUCCGCCAAGGUUCUUUGGAAGACUACAAUGAAACAGUCAAGUGUUCCAAGGAUGCUUGGAAAACUUGGGCAAUGGUAUGGCUUUAGAAACUGUAGUUUGAUAUAUGUUUUUGACAAUCUUCUAAGGCUUAGUUAGGACAUACAAUGUUCUACUCUUUUCAGUAGUUGUUUAUCUGUUUUUUUUAACAAUUUUACUAAGCUGGACUAAAAAAUAUUCAACACAAUAAAUAUAAUUAUAAUUAUAAUUAUUCUUUGCUUCAAGUCUUAUUCUCACAUUAUGUAGACUGAGCUACUUACUUAAGAGUUACUUACUUUAAGAUUCGUAUACUAGAAGAGUUAUGACCCUCUAAAAUCAGUUGAAAUUUUACAUGUAAAUUAAAUUGCAAUAGUUGCAUUUUUCAAACGGCCAGGAAGUAGACAAAGCAAAUUUACUCUAAGAUGACUUUAAGCUCAGAGGAAUGAUCAAACCUGAAAAUUACAAACUGUGUGAGUAUGAAAUCCAGACAAGUUCCCCU
Orbicella faveolata is the source of this 773-nucleotide messenger RNA. RefSeq names its product alpha-aminoadipic semialdehyde dehydrogenase-like. The record is from RefSeq and is a predicted model, not a curated record. NCBI's taxonomy places the organism in Eukaryota, Metazoa, Cnidaria, Anthozoa, Scleractinia, Merulinidae. Gene Ontology annotation, molecular function: aldehyde dehydrogenase (NAD+) activity.